This is a messenger RNA of Aureobasidium melanogenum CBS 110374, 1722 nucleotides long. RefSeq lists its product as uncharacterized. Gene Ontology annotation, molecular function: DNA-binding transcription factor activity, RNA polymerase II-specific; zinc ion binding. Gene Ontology annotation, biological process: regulation of DNA-templated transcription. The coding region runs from base 1 to 1722 and encodes 573 amino acids. The transcript is spliced from 4 exons. NCBI's taxonomy places the organism in Eukaryota, Fungi, Ascomycota, Dothideomycetes, Dothideales, Saccotheciaceae. The record is from RefSeq and is a predicted model, not a curated record.
AUGCCUCAGGACAGAUACAGACAACGUGGGAGAACCACUGUUGUCGAUGCAGAAACGCCUGUACCUUCGGGCGGUCAUCAGAAUGCACUCAGGAAACUCACUGCCGUCGCCUGUGUUGACUGUCGCAAACAGAAGCGCAAGUGCAAUGGCGAGCGGCCUUCAUGUUCUGCGUGUCAGACCAGAGGACUGUCAUGCGCUUAUGGUGUCGUUGAGGGUGCAACACGAACCGAAGACCUGGAAAAAAAGGUCUCGUCGCUUUCGCUGAGAGUACGAAAUCUCGAGUUGUUUGUCAACAAGUUGAGGUAUAGCACCGACAAUGAAGCGAGCGCAAUCCUCGCCCAGCUUAGACUUGGAGACACAAUCGACAGGAUCCUUGGCGUCGACAUGGCCGACGGCAUUUCGGACAUGGCUGAAGGAGAGCAGCUGAAAGAGCAGGCGUUGCCGACACUCAAAAGCGUGUCGACGUUUGGCAUCGGAUCUGCUCACAAUCCAACAGGUCCGUCUAUGCUCACCAGCCUUCCUCUAUACAAUUCAACGCUUUCGGAGCGGAGUGUCAGUGUUGCAGCAGGCAGUGUUGCUUUGAUGGACGAGGGCAAGGGAGAAGCAAGUCUACCACGACUAGAACAUACGGCUUCUCCUUGGGCACCGUCGUUACGACCACAAGAAGUCAUGGAUCGAUCUCUCCUAUCCUCGUCCACAACAGACUCAAGUUCAUGCCUAGGCUCGGUCGCGUUGGACAGGCACACAAAGAUUCUCGCCGACCACAGGGCGGAAUGUGAACUGCUGAACAACGAAGCUCGUUCGGGAGGCGAUAGCAUCACCAUCUCGUCGAACCUAUUUAGCCCUGUCGGAACUGCCCCAUCAUCGCUGCCUCUCGCCUCCAAGUCACUUGGUGUGAACUUAACUGCACCUGCAUGGGCAGUCGCCUCUAUAUAUGUCAAGGACCAUGUGGACAUGAUGUCCAGUGUCUACGUCAACUUCAUUCAUGAAGCCAAAAGACUCGUCGUCUCCAGUGUCACUCCAGAUCGCUUGUUCGGACUCAUUCCAGCUGUUGAAGCCCUCAUGAGCGAGCCUGCUUUCCAGAGGACUUCCUUGCUAUCGCAGUGGACCGCAAGACUUGCUAAUAGCUUUGGCAUCCCGUCCUUGCCGUGUCGCAUGGCCGUCAUGUGGCUCCAGUGGCUUCUCAUGCGAUGGUUCGUCUACCCGAUGCCGGCAACAUAUCUUGUUAUUCUAGACUGGUAUAGACCAACGCCAUACCAGAUACUCGUUCCACAUCCUAUUUACAUUGACUUCCAUAUCUGGCCAAGACUUCGAGAUGCAAUCAUCCAGCGUGUCGAUCUGCAACGUCAACCAUUGUACUGGUACUCUGAGGCAGCUACAACUAUCGACUGCAAUUGGUCCGGUAGUAAUCAAGACGCUGUGUCCUAUGAUAGCAAUGCUAGGUUGACGCUCUCGAUACUGUUCGUUCAGCACCUGAUGGAUCUCAGCAACUGGAGUGUCGGGCCUUGCAUUCGAAAGCAUAUCCCAGAUGCAUGUACUGUUGUCCAGAUCAAGUACGGUCCGGUGCAGAAAAAAAAAAAAGAGGGGGGAAUAACGAAAAAAGUCAGGAAGAUAUCAGCAUAUACAAAGACAUACAUACCAGAACGCGAUCGCCGUCCUGUAAGGAAUACAUGGCUUGACAGCGCUGUUGAACAACUGUCGAAAGCAUUGACUCUGUCCUAG